Messenger RNA from Rubroshorea leprosula, 953 nucleotides. The record is from the annotation of a GenBank genome assembly. Lineage: Eukaryota; Viridiplantae; Streptophyta; Magnoliopsida; Malvales; Dipterocarpaceae.
CGAAGUGUACUCUCCUUUCUCCCUUUCUGUGUGUGAUUUUGAGUCCUCGUAAGGAAGUUGGGGUUAGGAGUGAGAAUGAUUUAGGGUGUGCGUUAAACAUUUUUUUUUAAAGGGUCCUGACGUCAUUCCUCCCCCUACUUCGUGCAGAAAUUUGAGAAAAUGUCUUCGGAAGAAACAAUAAGUGUUGUAGAAAGUGAGGUAAUGCCUCUGGAGUAUGGUGGGAUGGACUCAGAGAGCAGUCCGUCUAGUUCGGAGAGGACGGUGAAGGGGGUGGGAGGAGGGGAGGUAGUGGGAGGAGGGGAUGUAGUUGGGGUUGGGGGAGAUAGUGUACCCAUCACUAUGGUAGAAGUGGAGGGUAGGAGAGAGAGAUGUUAUGAUGUAGAUGCAGAUAUAGUGGAGGAGGUGAAACAGUAUAAGUCUGAGCUCAGGACCAGGGAUAGCUUGGGCCUAGCUCGAUCUCUCCUCUAUUCUCCAACUCCAGCCUCCAGCCGUUGCUCUAUCUCCUUAAGCUUCUUCAUUAAACCUUGCACUUUCAGAUCGCGCCUCUCCUCUGUUCUCCAGCAUCCAACGGUCGGUGAGGCGCAGGUGGUCCAGCCACUCCAGCCGCUGCCGGCGAUCCAGAUCCAGCCAAUACUCUCUCUUCCUCCACUCUCCAGCAACCCAGCUCCAUCUUAGGUAUCUUCACAUUUUCAUUCUAAGGUUACUCUUUCUGUUGGAUACCAGUUUCAAAUCUAUGAUUUAAGGUUGCUAUGAUAUUUUUCAUUUAAUUUUUGUUGUGUAAUUAUUUGUUUUUUUCCUCAGGGGUUGUUUUUGUAGGAUAUCAUUAUGAAUACUAGUGGUUUAGGGACUACUACUGGUGAUUAUAUUGGAUCUGUCCCUUUUAAAACAGAUGAUCCUGCUUGGGCGCAUUGUUUGAUUGUCCCAGGCAAGAGGAAUCAAACAAAAUUUUAUAU